GAUGGCGUUUCAUAGUUCAAUGGUUGCAAGAUGGCUAAGUUCGAGUAUGACGAGUCGGGUGGCACUUCACUUUAUUUUCUGGUUUCUUUCUAUGCACUUGUCCUUUUUCCACUAACGUAUUACUUGUGGCCUUCUAAGCACAAAAAGGAUGAUCCAGAGAAGGCCCGGAAAGCAUGUCACUGUGACCCGUGCGAGUCAAAAAGGGCCCAGAUUAAGGCCCCCACCACUUCCAGCACUGUCAAAAACUUUGCCAGGUGGACAUUUUUGUUUUUGGCAUGGGUCAUCUUUAUUCUAGUAGCGCUGAAAGCUUCCCAAGUAGAAAGAGAUCAUAUUGAGUAUGAUCCUUUUGAAAUUUUACAAGUAGACAGGGGAGCGUCAGAGGCAGAGAUCAAACGUCAGUAUCGUAAACUCAGCAAGUUACACCAUCCUGACAAAGAGGGCGGCGAUGCGUCCAUGUUCAUGAAGAUCGCUAAAGCUCAUGCUGCGCUAACAGAUGAAGAGUCGAGAAGGAACUGGGAAGAGUAUGGCAGCCCUGAUGGAAGACAAGCCACAACUUUUGGUAUUGCUCUGCCUGCCUGGAUUGUGGAUCAGAAUAACUCUGUAUGGGUGUUGGCUGCAUAUGGAUUAGCCUUCAUGGUCAUCUUGCCAAUUGCUGUGGGUACAUGGUGGUAUAGAUCCAUCCGCUACACUGCAGUAGAGAUCCUGAUAGACACCACACAGCUUUUCAUGCACUUUCUCUACAAGACCCCUUGUAUGAACCUCAAACGUGCCUUGAUGAUCUUAUCUGGAUCCUUUGAGUUUGAGAAGAGUCAUAAUAGUCAGGUCGUCAACAGACCAAGCGACAAUGAAGAGCUCCCUCCUCUUGUGAGGGAGUUUUCAAAUGACAUUGGUUUGAAGAACAAGGAGCGGCCCUUCUGCUACCCGUACAGUGUGAAGGUCCGGACACUGAUAUACGCCCACCUUGCUCGGGCAGACCUACCCCCUAAAACCUUGGAUGUCGAUCGUCUCUACGUUGUGAAGAAAUGCCCUCAGCUCAUUCAGGAGAUGGUCAACACAGCAGCACAACUCAUCUUCUGGCACAAAAUUAACAAAGGAAAUCCUUCCAAAGAGCCAAGGCUGGAGACGAUAGAACACAUCAUGAAGCUGAGUCCAAUGGUUGUACAGUCCACAUGGGAUAAGUCCCCACUCAUGCAGCUUCCACACUUCACAGAAGAGACACUAAGACUGUGCCAGUCAAAGAGGAAAAAUGUUAAAAGUAUAUCACAGUUCAUCAAGCUGAAAGAUCUUGACAAGAGGUAUAUUCUUCGUCAUCUAGAUGAAAGGCAGUACCAGGAUGUGCUUAACGUCUGUGCUAGUCUGCCUCUGAUAGAUGCAGACCUUAAAUUAGAAGUUGUCGAUGACGAUGACAAGGCUACGAUAACAGCUGGAGCCUUUGUGACUGCCACAGUGUAUCUCAGGAGAGAUACAUUUACAUUACAAUCAGAUGGUGAUAUAAGCAGUAGUAACAUGGCUAUAGAAGCAGGCGGCGACACAGAAGAUUUAAAGACAGAAGAGAAGGAUUCUCCAUCUGUCAACAAAAAUAAGCCCAAGGCGUGGGAGAAGCAGCAGAAGAAGAAGAAAGGAAAGACAGGUGGUGGUGGAGGGGGUAACAAGCCCAAACCCAAGAAGCAACAAGAGAAAGAAAAAGAAAAAGAAAAGAAGUCUGCCACGAAGCCUGCCUCUUUGACAGCUAACAGCACUCCUUCUAAGGACAGCACUAAUGAUGAUAACCUUGAUGUCAUGGCUGUUGAUCAGGACGAUGAUAACGGGAGUGGACUGGACAGCGACGACGAGGCCAGCCAAAAGUCUGCAAGUGAUGAAGAAGUAAUAGAGGAUGCAGGAGAGGAUGAGGAGGAGUGGGAUGAACUCCAGUCUACUCUGACUAGGAAGGAGAAGGUCCUGGAAGGCAUUAGUAAAGAAUCUCAUGAAGUUCACUCACCUUACUACCCAGAGGUGAAGCAUGAGUGGUGGUGGGUCUACAUAGCUGAUAGGAAAUCACACAAGCUGGUCACAUCACCAACCAUGGUCUAUGAUCUCAAGAAUAAGAAAGAGGUUCAACUCCAGUUCCGAGCCCCAUCCAAGGGUAACUACCAGUUCUCUCUCUGCGUUCGUUCAGACUCCUAUCUGGACUUGGAUCUUAUCAAAUCAAUCAAGGUUGACGUGAAGGAAGCAAAGAAGGUGGAGGAGCACCAUCCGCAGUGGGACAUCUCUGACGAUGAGAAAGAGGACGAUGCAGAGGACAGCGCUGUCUCUGAUUACACCACUGAUGAUGAAGAGAGUGACGAUGAAUAGAUUCAAGGAGAUCCUCGUGCAAGGCGCUGGCUGCAGACUAGAGAUGGGCAUUAUCAGGCGAGAGACAUCACCUUCUUCUCAGUCAGUUGGAGAUUGUUUGGACAGGCCUGUUCACACUGUGAACUCCUUUUCCUUGGGCAUGUAGUGACCCGGCAUAUGUGAACAAGCCUUCAAAAGCAUAUUUAACUUUUGAAAAAUAUGUGUCGAAAAAUCAAUCUAAUAGGAAGCAUUAUUGUUUGGAUAGUUUUUUAUGAUUACUUUUGUCAAUAUUAGUACCAUGGCACCCAUACAAAUUUUGUUGAAAGUCACAGUCUAUAUUUUCCCUUGUCCCAGUAUUAAAUUGGGGUCACAAUUUCAGGGAUAAUUGUUCAUAUAGUCUUUGCCAAAUUACAUGUAAAGAUCAUAAUCUCAUGUCCAUUUCAAAACAUCAAAUGGUAUGUUUUAACAAAGAUGAAAAAGUGUGGAUGAGUCAAGUAAGGAAAUUACAUAAUUUCAAUAUAUAGCAGAACAAAAAUUAAAUGUUGCUGCCUUUUUUAACCUAUGGGAGGCCAAUGUCAAUCGAAUCUUGUGUACAUGUACUAUUAUAAAUUCAAACAUCAUUCUGUUUUGGGGAGAAUUUCUGCUUUGAGAGGUUUCGCUGUAAAGUGUGUCCCAGUAAACAUGAAACCAGACUUCAUGGCAGAAAUUUUCCAUCUUAAUGAAUAAUUUCCUUGAUGAGAUAUACAUGUCUGAAAAGCUUUGCUUCUUUUCUUUCAUUUGAUGUACAACUUAUUAUUUAUAACUCAUGCAUGAUUGAAUUAAAACUAUGGAAAGUGGUGCUGCCAAAAUUUCAUUGGCACACACAAAAUGCAGCUUUGAGUGAGUUUUGCUAGUAGUAAACCUAAUUAAUUUGAAAAAAAGAAAAAUAUUACAUACAGUUUAUAACUUUCUGUUGCUUUCUGCUUGUGGUAAUGAGACGGGGGCUACAGUAUUACAAGAGUUUCCAGAUGUGUAGUAAGCAUGCAAUCGCUUGUAAAGACUCACCCGGAACUCAUAAGGCAUAAAUUAUAUUACAAAUUUGGUGCAUCUAAAAGUGUAAUCCAACAAAAAUGUCAGUGUCUGGAUAAUUAGGGUAUAUGGUACCCUUUUACCUGUAUACAUGUUUAUACUUUCUCUGUCUAUGCAGUACAAUUUUGAUUUUCAGUUAAUUUUUUCAGUUUUCCCUUUUGCAUUCCGAGUUCCUAUGUGGCAACUGCAUUUUUUGCAAAACCCCCUUUGAAGGCCUGUUAUUAGGAAUAGGAUGAUUGUUUGAAAUUAAUUUCUAGGAAAGGUACUAUCAAAUUCAAGCAUCUUGAAAUGGACCCUGCACAGACAAAAUAUGAAGCGAAAUUUCUCAAAAAGAAUGAAACAAAAUGUUGUUUUCAUGAAGCUUUCCAAUAUGCAUUUGUUAAAAGUAGGGUAGAUUUGUGGCCUAUUUAAUGUCAUUUUUUUAAGUUUGUGGAUUGAAUAAUACCUUGUUAGAUCGGUAAUCUGAAAGGAAUACAGUGUUUAUUCUCAAAUUGGAUGGGUGCAUGGGAUUUAUGUUACCUGAUGUUCAUUUUCUCUCUUUUGUAAUAGCAAGUUAUUUGUUUUAUAACUUACAUUCAUUAUAUUAUCUCUUAGUCUAUAUUGAUUUUUUUCAAUUAUUUAUAAGUGAACAUUAUCAAAUCUAUGUCUUAACAGUAAAAUAAUUUAUUGAUAGAUAGUGUUGAUGAAAUGAUAUUUCAUUCAUGAUUUUGCUAAAUGUGAUGUUUCUUCCAAGAAUUUUCUACUCCCUAACUCCAAUAUAUCAAGAAUUAGAUAAAGUUGAUGUAUUUAAUAUUGAAUUAAAAAAUUUAAUGAAGUGUAGAUAACGUGAUAGAAUUUAUUCCCUUUCCCCAUCCCUAAAACACAAAAAAGGGUGAUUUUUUUUUUCUUCAUGUAGAGAUAUGUCUUUAUUUGUUUGCCUGAUAUAGUUAACAUGUUCAUAUGUGUUCAUAUACAUGUAAGUGCAUUAUUAUGUAUGUCUUUUUUCUUUUAAUUAUGUUUUUUGUGAAAUGAAAUUCUCUUAUCCUUUUAAGACUAUUAUGUUGGCAUUGCCUACUCUAAAGAUUUCUAAGGGCUCAUGCUUAUAUGUAUCCUGUGCUUCACUGUGGAGAAGUUAUACAAAUACAUUGUACAUAGUACAUUCUGCUAUUCAUGGAAGAAAGUUUAUUUCUAUUUGUGUUUACUUAUACAAUUUUUAGUUUUUUAUGUAUUAGGGCAUGUCUCAUCACAUUACCAGGGUAGAUUAUCCAACACAUGCAUCAUAAAGUGAAUUACUCUUUGUUGCAGUAACCAGUUAAUGCUGAUGUUUUUGCCCCUGUUUCAGAUGUCUUAAUGUUUAACAAACUACAUUGUUUAAAAAUCAUUCCUUCAAAUUGUCGGUCAAUUUCAAGUUGUAGUGGGUAUAAGUACAUGAUAUGAUGUAUAUGAUACAAUUUUAGUAUUUAUGUUUGGUCUGUUUACACACCGAGCUCCAGCCAAAAUGCGCUCUUAUGUUGAGAAGUUAUUGCACAUUUAGUAACGAGCCCCACCACAUUCUUGUCUACCCACUUUUAUUUUAUUUUGUUGUCGUAGCUUGCUCUUGUUUUUUAGGUUUUUUUAGGGGGUUUGAGGGGUAAAUGAAAAGUGCGAGAUGGAAUAUGGAAAUUGAGCAUAAUAUUCUUUUUUUGUUUUAUUUAUGUAUAUGUUUAAACAUUGCUGAACAAACAGCAUGCAACAGACAAAAUAUGCAUUAUCAAUUGAGAUCUGAAGUCCUAAUAACUUUGACUACUCUUACUACACAUUUUCUUUUCCUUUUCAGGUUUUUAAAGUGGCAUUUAAUCGUACAUGUACAUCUUCUAUGAUAUUGUUGGUCAUUGUAUUUGUACAUUACAUUAUCAACUGCCUAAUCUCUCUCUCUGAUUAAAUGUUAUGAAUGCAUCGAUC
This is a messenger RNA of Strongylocentrotus purpuratus (purple sea urchin), 5298 nucleotides long. Its product is annotated as translocation protein SEC63 homolog. The record is from RefSeq and is a predicted model, not a curated record. Gene Ontology annotation, biological process: SRP-dependent cotranslational protein targeting to membrane; post-translational protein targeting to endoplasmic reticulum membrane. Gene Ontology annotation, cellular component: Sec62/Sec63 complex. The transcript is spliced from 22 exons. Lineage: Eukaryota; Metazoa; Echinodermata; Echinoidea; Camarodonta; Strongylocentrotidae. Gene Ontology annotation, molecular function: RNA binding; transmembrane protein transporter activity. The coding region runs from base 31 to 2331 and encodes 766 amino acids.